UUUUACCUAACACAGGUGUAUCUUUUUCAUCCAAACAAACAUAUAAACAAUGAGGUUGCCAAUCCAAAUUAGUCAUCCGUACUACACAUUAUAACUGGAAGAUUAAGCUGCAAACACUCUGAGGGAAGACAUUGGUAACCAAGGCCUAGCUUGGUGGUGGUUUAAUCCUCCUGGAAGCAAUGCACAAGCAUUCAAAAGAGGAAGAGGAAGAGAGUAGUUGCAUGAUGAACUGCCAAUUUAAUCCUUCAUCACAACCAGAGAGUAGAGAGUACAACCACAUAGUUUGGUGAUCUUUCUCCAGAGGUCAUGCUCAAGUCAUUCUUCUCCUUUCAAUCUGUUUGUGGCUUUUCCUGGUGUUGCCAUUAUGCCUAAGUGAUAAGAAUCCCCCAUUUGUUUCUCCCUUCACACUCUUUAUGUCAUGGAUUACAAGACCAGUUUGUGUUGCACUCUCAUUGCGAGGAACGCAAGGUAUUGAUUCCUGUGCACAGUUCACACAGAAGAACAUCUCCUCCAAUAUGUAUGGAAUCACUUCUGUUCAUAGUCUACCAGAAUCUAAUUCUUCUGUUCAGGGUGGAAAUUCCAUCUGCUUUUUUCCUCGGUUCGUAGAGCUAAGAAUCAGAUACCAGCACCAAGUUCUGUUGCACUGAAACAUAUGGAUUUCAUCAGCUUCUCCACUGUAUUUAAAGGACUUCGAUCAGACAAAGAUAGCUCAAUUUGUUUGUUGUGGAAAGAACACUUCUCUGAAGCUAAGAGGAAGAAUGGGUAAUUUGUUCUCCAGGACAAGCAGCGGUCUGGUCAUCACAAUCCACAGCAAAGGAAAAUGGAACCAGCACUGGCAGUCGCAUUUGGCAUCCAACAAGCUGAUGGUGAUUGACUUCUCGUCGUCCAAUUGCGGGCCAUGCCGUUUCAUCAAGCCGGAGAUCAAUGCCAUGGCGGCAAGGUACACUGAGAUCGAGUUUGUCAAGAUUGACGUCGACAAGCUCAUGGAGGUGGCGGAGAAGUGGGACGUGGAGGUGGUGCCGACUUUUGUGCUGGUAAAGAGAGGGAAGGAGGUUGGCAGAGUUGUCGGUGCCGACAAGAAGGAGCUCGAGGAGACGAUCCAGCAGCAGCAGCAGCAUCAGCAGCGGUACUGAAGAAGGAGAACCGAUGCUUCAUUUCUCCUGCAGAUGAAUGAUGGGAGCUCUUCAUUCCCUUCCUUUCCCUUCUUCCUUCUAGGCAAACUUGUUCUAGGGUUUAUGCUCUUGUUCCAUUCUCCUAGCUGCUGCUGUGUUGUAUGAAUCAAUCAAUGAAUGAAGUUUUCAUAGUAA
Musa acuminata AAA Group (dessert banana) is the source of this 1307-nucleotide messenger RNA. RefSeq names its product thioredoxin H2-1. Lineage: Eukaryota; Viridiplantae; Streptophyta; Magnoliopsida; Zingiberales; Musaceae. The transcript is spliced from 3 exons. Bases 759 to 1133 code for a protein of 124 amino acids. The record is from RefSeq and is a predicted model, not a curated record.